AACGCCCAUCUGAAGCUCUAUAAGAAUUAGCAUUCGCAUUUAAGAGCUUAAACUGGGUUUAAUUUACACCAGACCGAACAUUCAGACAUAAAUUAAUGGAAAAUAAAUGGACAUCCAAUAGUACGGAUUAAAUAUUGAGCUGUUUUAAUGUGCUUAUAUUAAGUAUUAGUUAGCCUACAGCUUUAAAACAUCGGGGAAUCAAAGAGCAUGCUGGUGAUUCGCCUCACAUCGGACUCAGGGGAAAAUGGGACAGUAAUAAAACUGCUUUGUGAGCCUCCCACCUCUGCUUGCAUGAUUGAUCCCGAGUCGGAGCGAGCCCUCAACUGGUCCUUAAGCAGUGAAUUCAACGCCACUGCUGCUCUGCCAGCCUUCGCUACAGACAAAUGGAGCAAAAGCAACUUCUGGAUCGGUCUGAACCUGGCCGUGCUCUCAGCAUUUCUCAUAGGAGGAAGUGUGAUCCUAAAAAAGAAGGCAUUGCUGCGUUUGGCUGCAAAUGGGCUUACCAGAGCAGGUGAAGGAGGACAUGGCUACCUGAAGGACUGGAUGUGGUGGGGUGGACUUUUAACCAUGGGGGGAGGAGAGGCAGCAAAUUUUGCAGCGUACAUGUUUGCUCCAGCAACUGUAGUCACCCCACUUGGAGCCCUGAGUGUCCUUUUCAGUGCAGUGCUUUCCUCUCAUCUGUUCGGUGAGACGAUGAACCUGCUGGGAAAACUCGGUUGCAUGCUCAGCCUUAUAGGAAGCACAAUAAUGGUGAUACAUGCACCGGAAGAGGAAGCCGUGACUAACCUGAAUGAAAUGGCCGAGAAAUUGUUAGAUCCAGGUUUCCUGGUGUUUGCCAGCAUCCUCUUCAUCGCGUGUCUGGUCAUCAUAUUCUACCUUGCUCCCCGAGUCGGCCAGACCAACAUUUUAGUCUACAUAAGCAUCUGUUCGCUUCUUGGGUCGUUCACUGUGUCUUCGGUAAAAGGCCUGGGCCUCGUCAUCCGUACCGCCUGUUACGAUCCCUCCGUCUUCCAGGACGCCCUCACAUGGAUCCUCUUACUGACCCUAGUAGGAUCUGUCAUUGUCCAGAUCAACUACCUGAACAAAUCUCUGGACACUUUCAACACCCUGCUGGUCUAUCCCAUCUACUACGUCUUCUUCACCACUGUAGUGCUAACCACAUCCAUCAUUCUGUUUAAAGAGUGGGGCUCCAUGUCAGGCGUGGACAUGGUGGGAACCAUAGGGGGCUUUCUGGUCAUUGUGCUCGGCGUGAGCAUGCUCCAUCUCUUUAAGGACCUACGUGUGACUGUAGAUGAGUUGAGGAGUAACCUGUGCCAGCCUCAGAUCCAGCACAGUCCUACUAAGAGGGAGGACAAGCACGUGCUCAUUGAAAAUGUGGACACAUUACCACCAAUGAGAGAGGAAGGACCCAGAGUCUUCAUCAUCAGCUGAGAAGCACAUGGUGUUUUUGGAGAAAAAUGUACUUGUUUCAAACUACAGGACUUAUUAUAACAACAUAUUUUAUAGAAAAUUCUAAUUCAGGGAUACUUGGUCUGCCAAGAAACUUUUGGUGUCUGAAAUGUACUUUUUGCACUGGAUCUAUGCAGGUAAGGUAACUAGACACUUCCAGACACUUUGUUGGAAACAUUGGGCACAAGCAGUGAGUCUACCCUGAUAGGCCAUCAGUCCAUGACAGCACUAAUAUUCGAAUUUUCUUAAACAGAUUGAAAAUGUGCAAGUUUUCUUAUAUAUAUAUAGUAUAGUUAGAAGUCCUGUUACAUUUGUGCUAAUAUCAUUAUUAUAUAAUAAUUAUUUUGACAUUUGGAUACAAGUAAUCACUUAGUUGUCACAGCUUGUAGAGCUUGUAGUGGGUUGAAUCCUCAAUUCCACUCCUUGUCUGUGAGUUGUUUCACAUGUUCUAUCAAUUCCACCCACCUCCUGAAAACAAACAGAAGAUAAAUGGGCUAAUCUACAUCGCCCUUUGAUGUAAGUAAAUAUACUAUAUAGACAAAAGUAAUGGGACACCUGACCAUGUGCUUGCUGGACCAAACCAUGGGCAUACUGUAUAUAUUGACUUGCUAUUUUUUCCUUUGUAGCUUUAGUAACAUCUUCUCUUUGGGGAAGCCUUUGUACAAGGCUUUGGAGUGUGUCUGUGGUAAUUAUUGCCCAUGUUGGUAGAAAAGGCCUGGCUUGCAAAACGUUUAAUUCAUCCCAAAAGUGUUCAAUUGGGUUAAGACCAGAGCUCUGUGUAGGUAACUGGAGCUUCUUUGCACACAACUAUUCAAACCAUGUUUUUAUAAACCUUGUUUUGUAGUCAGGGGCAAUAUCAAUCUAAAAGAGAAAGGGGAUUUUCCCAAACUGUUUCCGCAAUGUUAAACACAUCAUUUACCUCAUAUCAUUUUAUACACCUGUUAGCAAUGGAUGUGGCAGAAAUAACUAAAAUCAGCCAUUGGCAGGCAUAGUGUAUGUGACAGCCUGCGACGGACUGGUGCCCUGUACAGGAGCUUUCUAUUAUGUAUCCAGUUUUUUAGGGUGGUGCCAGACCUAUUAUGACCUUGAUCAACCAAUAAUCAUUUAUUUAUUUGAUAUUAUCACUGCAUCAUUGAAAUGAUGCCAGUCAUUUGGGCAACACACACUUAACCACUCACCCACUCAUUCACUCACACCCAGGGGCAAGUGAACGUAGCCAUUUCAAUUUCUGCAUAUUUUAAGGGGUGGAAGGAAACCAGUGUACUGAAAUUAUGCAAUACUCCAGACAGUGACUGAAGACAAGGACUGAUACUAUGUACCCAUGCUACCAGUUGCACCACUGUUCAUCCACACCCUAAACAAUGCACUAAAUCUACAUAGAAUUUGUUUAGUUUAUUUCAUGCACCUUCUAGCGUUUUCUUUUCAAAAUAAGAGUCAACCAAAUACCAGUUAAUUGUGUAUGACAUCAAAUCUCUGAUUGUAAAAUCUGUCCUGUGUUAACCUGUGACAUAUGCAAGCUAACAGUUUAAUAUCAGUCAGCAAGCCAGCCUGCUAUUAUGGGUUUACAGCUAGGCAUAAGGUGUUUUUAAAUUGUAUAUUCAUAAACGUUCAUAUUUCAUUGUAUUUUUGAAGAUUGUAAUGAUUUAGUGAAUAUUCAGGUCUGUCUAUAUUACUGUUUGUGGAUUUCAGUCUUUCAGGUAUUCUGUUAUCAUACCUUUUUUGUUUUAAUAAUUUUUUUAGUAUUAUUCCAUCUUAGGUAUAAUAGUUUAAAAUGUUAAAUAUUAGACAUCUUCAAUAUAUCCAUACCUGAUAUUACCAUAUAUGGAUAAACAGACUUCCAUUAAUUGUUGUAACAUCAGCCUUGCAGCUCCAGUGCAAAAAACAUCUAAUGGACAUGUAACACAUCUUGGUUAAUUAGCUACACUUGGUAUAAGUGUAAAAUUCUGUCAGUGUGUUUCUCUGACCAACUAUUUCUUUUAGUCUUGCUUAAUAUUUGGACGUUUAAAAGGCGUCUUCUCCGAUAAAAGUGAUUCAUGAUGCAGCCAGGCUAUUGCUGAUGGUGCUGAGUAUCAGUUAUAUGAGGAGAAGCUCCUGAAAUAUUAAUAUAUAAUGAUUAUUAUAGGUGAUUAUUUUCAAAUGUAGACACUUUAUUUUCAGUACUUUUUUAUGUUCUCAUAUACAGCAACACUGUAUAUAACAUUGUUUUUAGUAUGUUUGUAACAGUUGUAUAUGAAUUUUACAAGUGCACUUUUGUCAGCAGAACAGUGUGUGCUUUCAGACAGAGUAGAGACGAAGCUUUUUUUUGUCCAUGCAACCCAAUGCAAAUUUGUCGAAACUGCUGCAGCUCUGCACUUGCAUUUAAGAAAAUGUUCAUGGAAACAGAGAACAGCAUUCAGGUCACACAAAAACACCAAGUUUACAUGCUUACCUCAAAAACUACAAAAAUAAAGGUUGAAUGUCAAAAGGUGGCACGUGCAAAUAAUAAUGUGGAAUUUUUGUAUUUGUAUCAAUCUUGUAUUGAAUGAGCUGAUUAUUUUCCCUUUUUCCUGUCGUCCUAAGGAAGAACGAUCAGUUGUGUAUGGUGUGUUUGAUGGCUUCAGGCAGAGCCAAUUGAAAUGUGAACUUUGCUUUAAUUACUGUGAAGAAUUCAUUAGAUAAAGACAUCAAGCAUAAGACAAUAAAAUGCUGAUCUUGAGGACCGUCAAUGGUGCAGGACAAUGUACUUGUUUUAGAUUAAUCUAUUAAACAAUAUUUUCUUGA
This is a messenger RNA of Trichomycterus rosablanca, 4209 nucleotides long. RefSeq names its product NIPA like domain containing 4 (gene nipal4). The transcript has 6 exons. Gene Ontology annotation, biological process: magnesium ion transport. Gene Ontology annotation, molecular function: magnesium ion transmembrane transporter activity. The coding region runs from base 208 to 1431 and encodes 407 amino acids. NCBI's taxonomy places the organism in Eukaryota, Metazoa, Chordata, Actinopteri, Siluriformes, Trichomycteridae. The record is from RefSeq and is a predicted model, not a curated record. Gene Ontology annotation, cellular component: membrane.